AGGUAUUCAAAUAGCGGUGAGGAGCGGCAGAAUCGAGGCCCGCAUGGGCGUGGCCUCGAUCGGCCCCGGAGUGUCUGAGCUGCGGUCACUACACAGCUCCACGAUCUCCAGCACCUCCACCUGAUAUAACCCUCUUGACGUCGGUCUCACUGAUAUUUAUAGAGAUCGAUUCGCCAAGAUGUCUGCCCAGAACUCCGCAGGUAUCCAGACGUUGCUGGACGCGGAACGAGAAGCCCAGAAGAUUGUGCAGAAAGCCAGAGAAUACCGCACUACGAGAGUAAAGGACGCAAAGACAGAGGCACAGAAGGAGAUUGAGGACUACAGAAAGCAAAAGGAGGAAGAGUUCAAGAAGUUCGAGGCAGAGCACUCGAGCGGAAACAAGAAGGCCGAGGAAGAGGCUAAUAAGGAAGCUGAGGCGAAGCUUGAGGAAAUCAAGAAGCUGGGAGCGGAGAAGGGCGACAAGGUUGUCGAAGAUCUGCUCCACGCUGUGGUGAACGUCCAGACCGAAGUUCCUGAGAAGAUCGCCAGCAAGGCAUAGAUCCGGCGAGAUGAGCGCUCGUUAUUGCUUGUGGGAUACUUUGAGAAUAUCCCGUCCCACUUUGUUGUUACUUGUUUUGAGGGAGGUCGCAUCAUGUUCCUCUCUAUUAGCAUCCCUGUCUGAAAUGUAAAUGCAAUAUCGUCUUCUUGAUUCCAUUGAUGGGCCCUGUAAGCAAGAGCAGCUGGUAGGCCAGGACUGUUGGUGCAAUUUCGCAUAUCUAGUAGUUAUUUAAAUAUGUACCAAUUGUUCUACGAAUCUAAGCCGAAGACCUGGAAUGCGCCGAUAUCGAAUGCGGUUGUCGGUAGUAUCUACUCUAGUACCUAUGCAGG
Paecilomyces variotii is the source of this 867-nucleotide messenger RNA. Its product is annotated as vacuolar ATPase. Gene Ontology annotation, molecular function: proton-transporting ATPase activity, rotational mechanism. The transcript has 6 exons. Gene Ontology annotation, cellular component: vacuolar proton-transporting V-type ATPase complex. Gene Ontology annotation, biological process: proton transmembrane transport. NCBI's taxonomy places the organism in Eukaryota, Fungi, Ascomycota, Eurotiomycetes, Eurotiales, Thermoascaceae. Bases 179 to 538 code for a protein of 119 amino acids. The record is from RefSeq and is a predicted model, not a curated record.